GGGUGUGGACAGCUGUAAAUCCCUGUGCUAGCGGCGGACCGGAAGGCCACACCCAGUGCCGUUGCCCGCCGGCCCCGAGCGGCCAUGGAGUGCAUCGUCCGCCCGGCCCAGAGCGCCGACUGCGACCACCUCAUGGGCAUGAUCCGUGAGAUUGCCGAAUAUCAUAACCUGCUGGACGAGGUCAAAAUCAACUCCCAGGUGUUGAGCGCUGAUGGGUUUGGAGGGGACCCCUUCUACCAAUGUCUCGUCGCGGAACUGGCCCCGGAACAAGAAGGCAAGCAAGGUCACCUAAUCGGUUACGCCUUAUUCUUCUUCGGCUACAGUGUGAACACUGGCCGCAUCGUCUACUUGGAGAAUCUAUAUGUGGUCUCUGAGUCCAGAGGCCAGGGGAUCGGGAAGAAGCUGAUGAGUGAAGUGGCCAAGCUGGCGCUGGCCCGCGGCUGCGUCGAGAUGAAGUUCACGGUGGCGGAGUGGAACGUCCGGGCCCUGGCAUGGUACCGGCAGCUCGGGGCCCAAGACAAGACGGAGGCGGGCGGCUGGCACUGCGUGGAGCUGGGUGGCGAGGCCCUGCAGAGGCUGGCAGGGGACAGACGGUGAUCCGGGGCCACGGGGAGGCGGGCUGAUGCGGCCACCGGUGCCAGGCAGAGGUGACGGAGCUAAACCAGCCGGAGCCCUCCGGGCCCCACGGCGUCCUGCGUCUGCCCCUCCCCAGCCCUCCAUCCGUCCCUCUAUCCCACACAGCCCUCCAUCCAUCUCCCACAGCCCUCCAUCCGUCCCUCUAUCCACACAGCCCUCCAUCCAUCCAUCCCCCACAGCCCAUCCCCCUCCAUCCAUCCAUCCAUCCAUCUCUCCCCAGUGCCCUCCUUCCAUCCAUCCUCCCUCCAUCUCCCACAUCCCUCCAUGCCCCCAUCCAUCCAUCCCUCCCUCACACCCCGCCCUCCAGCUUCUCCACCCACCCAACCCCCAUGAGUCCAAUCUCUGGGUCCAUACGGGCCCCGCUCCUCACCAGGCCAGUGGGGCCUCACCCAGCAACGAAGCGGCUUGCGAGCAAUCCCAAUAAACGGAGGCCGAACUGGG
Messenger RNA from Chrysemys picta bellii (western painted turtle), 1077 nucleotides. RefSeq names its product thialysine N-epsilon-acetyltransferase-like. NCBI's taxonomy places the organism in Eukaryota, Metazoa, Chordata, Testudines, Emydidae. The record is from RefSeq and is a predicted model, not a curated record. Gene Ontology annotation, molecular function: N-acetyltransferase activity.